CCAGCAUUGAGACCAUCUGCAACUUCACAGUGUUCGGGGUUUUCCUUCUAUUUAAGGUGUCUAACCCCUCUUUUUCCCCUGACUGAACCAACUUGUAAUAUCGACAAAGGGUUGCGAUGCAGGCGAGCCUUUGGAACCUGGUAAACACGUCCGUUCGGCCGGCAUGCGUCAAACGAGUUGUAAACCCAGUACUCUCGGUCGCUCAGCAGCGAAGGUAUGCCAGCUCGAUCGAUGCUGACGUAGUAGUGAUUGGAUCAGGUCCUGGAGGAUAUGUAGCAGCUAUAAAGGCCGCCCAAUUGGGCAUGAAGACUGUGUGUGUGGAAAAGGACCCAACGCUCGGUGGAACCUGCCUCAACGUUGGAUGUAUUCCAUCAAAGUCUCUCCUUAACAAUUCUCACUAUUAUCAUAUGGCACACAGUGGAGAUUUGAAGGAUCGUGGAAUCGUAGUCGAGAAUGUCAAGUUAGAUCUGGACCAACUCUUGCAGCAAAAAACGAACGUGGUGAAAGCCUUGACUAGCGGAAUAGCUGGACUUUUCAAAAAGAACAAAAUCGAAUGGGUUAAGGGACAUGGAAAAAUAACUGGAAAAAAUCAAGUUUCCGCACUAACACCUGACGGCAGUGUUGGUACUACCAUAAACACCAAGAAUAUUGUGAUCGCUACGGGCAGCGAAGUAACACCCUUCCCCGGUAUCGAAGUUGACGAAAAACAAAUCGUUUCAUCGACUGGCGCGUUAUCAUUAAAUCCAGUACCAAAACGAUUGAUAGUUAUUGGUGCUGGAGUCAUCGGCUUGGAGCUCGGCUCAGUCUGGCAAAGGUUGGGUUCAGAAGUAACAGCCGUCGAGUUCAUGACGUCAAUUGGUGGUGCUGGUAUUGACGGAGAAGUCAGUAAAACUUUACAAAAAAUAUUGGGAAAACAGGGUCUGAAAUUCAAGUUGGGAACCAAAGUUACCGGAGCAACAAAAACCGGUGGCGAAAUCAAAGUUUCGAUCGAAGACGCCAAGGAUCCGAGCAAAAAGGAAGAAUUGGGUUGUGACGUGCUGCUCGUCUGCGUCGGCAGAAGGCCAUACACGAACAAUCUCGGCCUUGAAGAUAUUGGUAUUGAAAGGGACGAAAAAGGCAGGAUCCCAGUUAACAAUCGGUUCCAAACUGUCAUACCAAACAUCUACGCCAUCGGAGAUUGCAUCCAUGGACCUAUGUUGGCGCACAAAGCCGAAGACGAAGGCAUCAUCACGGUAGAAGGCAUCGCCGGAGGCGCUGUUCACAUCGACUACAACUGCGUACCAAGUGUCGUUUACACGCAUCCCGAAGUCGGUUGGGUCGGCAAAACCGAGGAGGAUCUGAAGAAAGAAGGCAUCGAUUACAAAGUAGGGAAAUUCCCAUACCUAGCCAAUUCUAGGGCUAAGACCAAUAUGGAAACGGACGGUUUCGCCAAGGUGUUGGCAGACAGUAACACUGAUAAGAUUUUGGGUGUUCAUCUUGUUGGACCGUCCGCUGGAGAGCUGAUUAACGAGGCUGUUUUGGCGAUGGAAUACGGCGCGAGUGCUGAAGACGUCGCGAGAGUCUGUCACGCCCAUCCGACGUGCUCCGAGGCUCUCAGAGAGGCUCAUCUCGCGGCGUACUUCGGCAAGCCUAUUAAUUUCUAAGAAAUAUUACACGGCGAUAGUCCGAAGCGUUGUGAAGAAAGAUCGUGAACGCCCCACUUGGGUAGUUCAAGUUGUAAUAAUAUCGUGUAAGCAAGUCGUAAUUAGCUAAAAGGCAAUACCGUCAGAUGAAAGAAGCAAUGAGAAGACGAAAAAACACCAAGCAAAAUAAAACAAGGUUGUAAAUAAAGUAAAUAUCGUUACGCAAUGCGGGAUCCCGGGGAUUCCGAUUACGAUAACCGACAGUUCUAUUACUAACGUAAUAUCACACGAACCCCCAUGUAUUUAUUAAAAUAUCAAACAAUAAAACCCUAUCUGCUUUUGCGAGCAAGUGGAAACCGUA
This is a messenger RNA of Neodiprion fabricii, 1983 nucleotides long. RefSeq names its product dihydrolipoyl dehydrogenase, mitochondrial. Gene Ontology annotation, molecular function: dihydrolipoyl dehydrogenase (NADH) activity; flavin adenine dinucleotide binding. The record is from RefSeq and is a predicted model, not a curated record. NCBI's taxonomy places the organism in Eukaryota, Metazoa, Arthropoda, Insecta, Hymenoptera, Diprionidae. The coding region runs from base 117 to 1643 and encodes 508 amino acids. The transcript is spliced from 7 exons. Gene Ontology annotation, cellular component: mitochondrion; oxoglutarate dehydrogenase complex.